CACUACAACAGUCAACAAGCCGAUACCUCUAUGUGUCAUUUUCUGAUAACCUAAACAACUUAUCCAAAUGCAAAAAGUUUGUUUACACAGCCCUCACAGGUCCUGAAUGAAUGCGUCCACUAUCUAAAUAUUUAACAAAUCGUUCACAUCACAGUGAAAUGUUUUGAGCAUUUUAGGUGGUGUGGUUACGCAAACAGCAUGUCUGAACGUUAUUCUUCAGGGUCGCAGAAACCUGAGAAAAUUAAAGGCCUAUUGCGUCUCUAUUCUAUGGAAUAUUGUCCGUUUGCGCAAAGAACCCGACUUGUGCUAAAAGCGAAAAAUAUCCCACACGAAAUCGUAAACAUCGACUUAAUCUCCAAACCAGAAUGGUACCUUAAAAUACACCCAGAAGGGAAAGUACCUGCUUUGGAAGCCGACUCUGAAGUAGUACUCGAAAGUCUGAAUAUCGUAAACUUUCUCGACGAGAAGUACCCACAGAACCCAUUGUACCCCACAGAUCUCGUAGCUAGAAAACGAGAUCAAGAAUUAAUCACAAAAAUCGACCCUCUGAUAGGGCUUUUCUACCAAUGUGUGCUCAGUCUCGUGCAGAAAACGCCACAAGAGUGGGCCGAAGCAUUCGCUUCGGGGUUAGAAGAACUCGAGUCGGAACUUGCGACAAGAGCAACUACCUUCUUCAGGGGUGACAAACCUGGAAUGAUUGAUUACAUGUUGUGGCCUUGGGGCCAACGCGCAGGGGCCAUUUCAUUAACUUUAGGACAAAAAUUACCUCUGAACCUCGACCGCUUCCCAAUGCUACGAAAAUGGGCCAAAAGUAUGCGACAAGAUUCUGCAUGCGUUGAAACCUAUACCGAACCAGAAGAAUACUGGAAUUUUCUUCAACUAAGUUUGGGAAAAAGCAUUUAGAAAUUAAUGAACUGAUAGGUACAUUUAAUCACAAAUUAUGUUGUAUUUUUGGACAUCAAACUGUGGAAAUAUAAAACGGAAACGCAAUAAA
Zophobas morio is the source of this 994-nucleotide messenger RNA. RefSeq names its product pyrimidodiazepine synthase-like. The record is from RefSeq and is a predicted model, not a curated record. Bases 199 to 903 code for a protein of 234 amino acids. Lineage: Eukaryota; Metazoa; Arthropoda; Insecta; Coleoptera; Tenebrionidae. Gene Ontology annotation, biological process: glutathione metabolic process. Gene Ontology annotation, molecular function: glutathione dehydrogenase (ascorbate) activity; glutathione transferase activity. The transcript is spliced from 4 exons. Gene Ontology annotation, cellular component: cytoplasm.